AUGGAUCAAUCACGGCAAGUAUUCACCGUCGAUCUCCUAGAACGGUACGCAUCGAAAGGCCGCGGCGUUAUCACCUGUAUGGCAGCAGGAAACGACGUCAUUUUAUUAGGCACCAGCAAAGGUUGGCUUAUUCGACACGAUUUCGGCGCGGGCGGUUCUUCCGAUUUUGAUCUUUCUAGUGGACGGCCUGGGGAUCAAUCGAUACAUAGAGUGUUUGUGGAUCCUGGUGGUAGCCACUGUAUUGCCACCGUUGUUGGUGGAGGUGGUGCGGAGACGUUUUAUAUGCAUGCUAAAUGGAGUAAGGCACGUGUGCUUGGGAGGUUGAAAGGCUUGAUCGUUAAUGCUGUUGCUUGGAAUCGGCAACUGAUUACUGAAGCUUCAACGAAGGAAAUUGUUAUUGGGACAGAUAAUGGGCAGCUAUUUGAGAUGACUGUAGAUGAGAAAGAUAAGAGGGAGAAGUAUAUAAAGUUUUUGUUUGAAUUAAAGGAAUUGCCUGAAGCUUUCAUGGGUUUGCAGAUGGAAACAGCCAGCUUAAGCAAUGGAACCAGAUAUUAUGUGAUGGCUGUCACUCCAACAAGACUUUAUUCUUUUACUGGAAUUGGAUUAUUGGAGCAAAGAAGAGCUAUACAUUUUGCAUGGCUUUCUGGAGCAGGUAUCUAUCAUGGUGGCCUAAAUUUUGGAGCACAGCAUAGUUUCCCAACUGGUGAUGAGAAUUUUGUGGAGAGUAAGGCUCUUUUGGACUAUUCAAAGUUAAGUGAUGGUGUUGAUGCAGUUAAACCGAGUUCAAUGGCAGUUUCUGAAUUUCAUUUCUUACUUCUUAUUGGAAACGAGGUUAAGGUUGUUAACAGAAUCAGUGAGCAAAUUAUAGAGGAGCUUCAGUUUGACCAAACAUCAGAAUCAGUUUCAAGGGGUGUUAUCGGAUUAUGCAGUGAUGCCACUGCUGGCUUGUUCUAUGCAUAUGACCAAAAUUCUAUUUUUCAGGUGUCUGUUAACGACGAAGGGCGAGAUAUGUGGAAGGUGUAUCUAGACAUGAAAGAAUAUGCUGCAGCUUUAGCAAAUUGCCGUGACCCACUCCAGAGAGACCAAGUAUAUUUAGUGCAGGCAGAUGCUGCAUUCAGCUCCAGGGAUUUUCUAAGAGCAGCAUCUUUCUAUGCUAAAAUUAAUUACAUUUUGUCAUUUGAGGAAGUCACACUGAAGUUUAUUACUGUAGGUGAACAGGAUGCUUUGCGAACUUUCUUGUUGCGGAAGCUUGAUAAUCUUACCAAGGAUGACAAGUGCCAAAUAACAAUGAUUUCUACAUGGGCAACUGAAUUGUACUUGGAUAAGAUUGAUUGCAUUGUCAAUUUGAUAGAUGUUACUGGUACAAGAGAGAAACGUGCUUUGAUAAAUCGGCUACUCUUGGAAGAGGAUAAUGCUUUGGAGAAUCGUAGUUCUGAGUACCAAUCAAUCAUUCAAGAGUUUCGUGCUUUCCUCAGUGACUGCAAGGAUGUCUUGGAUGAGGCAACUACUAUGAGACUUCUAGAGAGCUAUGGCAGGGUUGAAGAACUAGUAUAUUUUGCUAGUCUGAAGGAGCAGUAUGAAAUUGUAAUUCACCACUAUAUUCAGCAAGGAGAAGCGAAGAAAGCAUUGGAAGUGCUUCAGAAACCUGCUGUUCCUGUAGACCUUCAGUACAAGUUUGCCCCAGACCUCAUUGUGCUCGAUGCAUAUGAAACAGUUGAGUCGUGGAUGGCCACAAAGAACCUGAACCCAAGAAAACUGAUUCCUGCAAUGAUGCGUUAUUCGAGUGAACCUCAUGCAAAGAAUGAAACCCAUGAAGUCAUCAAAUAUUUGGAAUUCUGUGUUCAUCGUUUGCAUAAUGAGGAUCCUGGAGUUCACAAUUUGCUUCUUUCUCUCUACGCUAAACAGGAAGAUGAUGGCGCACUUUUGCGUUUCCUACAAUGCAAGUUUGGGAAAGGACGAGAAAAUGGUCCAGAUUUCUUCUAUGAUCCUAAGUAUGCCUUGCGACUUUGUCUCAAAGAAAAGCGAAUGCGUGCCUGUGUUCAUAUAUACAGCAUGAUGAACAUGCAUGAAGAAGCAGUUGCUCUUUCUCUGCAGGUUGAUCCUGAGCUUGCAAUGGCUGAAGCUGACAAGGUUGAAGAUGAUGAAGACUUGAGAAAGAAGCUUUGGCUUAUGGUUGCCAAACAUGUUAUUGGACAAGAAAAGGGAACAAAAAGGGAGAAUAUAAGGAAGGCAAUAGCAUUUCUCAAGGAAACUGAUGGCCUUCUAAAGAUUGAGGAUAUAUUACCGUUCUUUCCAGACUUUGCCCUAAUUGAUGACUUCAAGGAGGCAAUUUGCUCAUCAUUGGAGGAUUACAACAACCAAAUCGAACAACUAAAACAGGAGAUGAAUGAUGCUACACAUGGCGCUGACAACAUAAGAAAUGAUAUUAGUGCACUUGCUCAAAGAUAUGCUGUCAUUGAUCGUGACGAGGAAUGUGGGGUAUUGAUCUGUCCAGUCUUUAGUUCCUUUUAUAAGCUGCAUGCUAAAGCUACACUUAUUCUUUUUCCAUAUACUUCCAUAGGUUGGGAUAUCACUUACACUUCCCGUGCCUUAGGAGAACAAGAAUAUGGACUUUGGAGUGAAAUUAUACUUCCAUAUACUUCCAUGGGUUGGGAUAUCACUUACACUUCCCGUGCCUUAGGAGAACAAGAAUUUGGACUUUGGAGUGAAAUUAUACUUCCAUAUACUUCCAUGGGUUGGGAUAUCACUUACACUUCCCGUGCCUUAGGAAUUUGUAAGCGCAAAAUCUUGAUUGUGGGUGGGGACUACCGAGUGUCUCGGGGCUAUACAACGGUUGGACAAAUGGCUCCCUUCUAUGUAUUUCCAUGUGGGCAUGCCUUUCAUGCACACUGCCUGAUUGCCCAUGUGACAUUUUCUGUUAAUGAAACUCAAGCUGAAUAUAUACUGGAUCUGCAGAAGCAGCUCACGUUGCUUGGUGACGGAGCUAGGAAAGACAUGAAUGGUGGCAUUACUGAGGAUUCCAUUACUAGCAUGACUCCUGCAGAUAAGCUCCGUUCGCAGCUGGAUGAUGCAAUCGCAAGCGAAUGUCCAUUUUGUGGUGAAUUGAUGAUCCGUCAGAUCUCUUUGCCUUUUAUACUUCCUGAGGAAGCACAGCAGGUUAAUUCAUGGGAGAUAAAACCAGAAAAUAACCUUGCGAACCUGAGGAGCCUCUCUUUACCUGGAUUGGGGAUUUCCGAAAUUCAUGAAAGGACCAUGCUAACAACUGAUCACCUAGCUUCAUCGACUACUGGAUAG
This is a messenger RNA of Dovyalis caffra, 3294 nucleotides long. The record is from the annotation of a GenBank genome assembly. NCBI's taxonomy places the organism in Eukaryota, Viridiplantae, Streptophyta, Magnoliopsida, Malpighiales, Salicaceae.